UGAUUUUAAAAUGGUAAUUAUUUUUCUCUUUUCCAGAUUUUAGUCGCAUUACUCUGAAUAUCUGAAGAAAUUCUAGUCAGUUUUCGUCCAACAUCGUUUUCUCAAUUUUAAUUUAUUAAAACUUCUUUAAGAAAGGUAACAUAGGACCAAUAAAUAUGAUGUCAAACGGCUUGGAUGCUGGAGUAGUGGGCCAACAAAAUGGCGGCAGUGGUGGACAGGGCGGCGGUCAGGAGGAGUCAAAAACAAAUCUCAUUGUUAAUUAUUUACCUCAGACAAUGACGCAAGAAGAAAUUAGAUCUCUGUUCUCUAGUAUAGGAGAAGUUGAAAGUUGCAAGUUAAUUAGGGAUAAAGUCACAGGUGAGGCUUCCCUUCCUUCUAACUUAGGCCUGUCGAAAGGGGUCGGAUUUAUAAGAUUCGAUCAGCGUAUGGAGGCUGAACGUGCAAUUCAAGAACUAAAUGGAACCAUCCCCAAAGGGUCCACGGAACCCAUUACUGUUAAGUUUGCUAACAAUCCUAGUAACAAUAAUAAGGCUAUCCCACCCCUAGCAGCUUAUUUGACACCACAAGCAACCAGGCGCUUUGCAGGACCGAUACACCAUCCCACAGGUCGAUUUAGGUAUUCUCCGCUGGCCGGGGACCUAUUGGCCAAUUCGAUGCUACCUGGGAACGCAAUGAAUGGCUCCGGAUGGUGUAUAUUCGUUUAUAAUUUGGCACCGGAAACGGAAGAGAACGUAUUGUGGCAGCUUUUUGGUCCGUUCGGCGCCGUCCAGAGCGUUAAGGUAAUUAGAGACCUACAGACAAAUAAAUGCAAAGGUUUCGGCUUCGUGACGAUGACGAAUUAUGACGAAGCAGUUGUCGCGAUCCAGUCCCUAAACGGCUACACGCUCGGUAAUCGAGUGCUGCAGGUCAGCUUUAAGACCAACAAGAGUAAGACCACAUAGAAAAGCGGCGAAACGCCGCUACCGUGAAGUGUAGACACCGCGACCCAUGCCGCCUCCCUGUCCGCCUCUUCCUCAUUCCUCUAAUUUAGUAUUUAUUGAUCAAUUAAUUAUUAUUCUAUUAUGCUAUUUGAGAUGUUUGGUUUUCCUGUUUAGUUGAGUGAACUAGGCGGAAGAGGGAGUGCCGCAUGGGUCGUCGACUUGUGGCAAGGGGAGAAGCGUAACAGCAACCCCCUCGCCACGGUUACUUAGUACUUA
Messenger RNA from Agrilus planipennis (emerald ash borer), 1196 nucleotides. RefSeq names its product ELAV-like protein 1. The record is from RefSeq and is a predicted model, not a curated record. Gene Ontology annotation, cellular component: ribonucleoprotein complex. The transcript has 3 exons. Gene Ontology annotation, molecular function: RNA binding. NCBI's taxonomy places the organism in Eukaryota, Metazoa, Arthropoda, Insecta, Coleoptera, Buprestidae. Bases 156 to 941 code for a protein of 261 amino acids.